This is a messenger RNA of Verticillium nonalfalfae, 5766 nucleotides long. RefSeq lists its product as uncharacterized. Gene Ontology annotation, molecular function: heme binding. The transcript is spliced from 9 exons. Gene Ontology annotation, cellular component: membrane; intracellular membrane-bounded organelle. The coding region runs from base 1 to 5766 and encodes 1921 amino acids. The record is from RefSeq and is a predicted model, not a curated record. NCBI's taxonomy places the organism in Eukaryota, Fungi, Ascomycota, Sordariomycetes, Glomerellales, Plectosphaerellaceae.
AUGGCCGAUAAUCUUGAGGUACUCGAAGCCUUGGUUUCUGACCUGCCUUCAGGGCGUUACCUAGAGUUCUUGGAUGACGUGCAGAACCAUGCUGGGAACACACUUAUGGGCCUAAAAACUGCCAAAACACCUGCCACGAACGCCAUCAGCCCCCCCUCUUCGAGUAGCUACGUCCCACCGGCAAAGACACAAACGUGGGCCACGCCUAGCGGCUGGACAUCGAGGUACGGAGUAUCAAGGAAGACCCCGUAUGUAGGAGGCGGCCGGUCUUGGAUAGAUCCCGACUUCCCUCGACUGAACCAUGACACGUUCGAGCCGGUCAACCCUCCAGACCCCGGCGACACGAUCCCAGAGCCGCAUCCCGAGGACCUUGAUCGCUUGUUGCAGGCGGAAGAGAUGCAACGCCUGGCGCUCGGCGGUAUGCGCACAUGGGAGGCCGCUCUCAUGGUGCAGGAAGAGGAGAACAUGCCGAAAGAGACCGAGCCCCUUGCAUCCAGCGAGACGCUGGCGGACAGCGACAUGAUCGACGAGUCGAAGUGGUUUAGAGUCCUAGGAAAGGAUCGAUGGGUCUGCGACUUUGAAGAAUUUGUCGACGGAGACGGAGAAAAUAGGAAGUGGUCUGUCGAUGAUGCGAUUCUCUGGGCAGAGCUUCGACAAGUCCUAGACAUUGCAAACCGCAUUCUCAAACAGGCUUCUUACACCAGGUGGAUGUCUACGUUCCUCGAUAUGAGGACGAUCCGCGCCACCAAAAACGUACAGUUGCCCAAAGGCGGCAAAAGUAAAGAAAGGGGCACGAUAUGGAGGGCCACAGAAAGAGCAAUCGAUGCCCGCUUUGACGUGAGCGAUUGCAUAGAAGCCAUUGACCACUUCUGCGAGGAUGUCAAUUUUACCUUUAACUCUGUCAACCGCAAUUCAGAGGCGCCCAACGGCUGUCCUUAUGGAGUGACUGGUCCGCUCGAGAUCGAUGGCCGACAAUCGACUCUGAUACAGGUCGAUACUAUGGGUGCUCUGGCCCUGAUCAAACCCGGGGUCAGCGAGACAUCAAAACGCCAAGCCAGAGCGCUCCUAGCGAUCACAAUCACUCAUGAGAUACUGCACGGCGUCAGAUUUGGCCAGACCAAUUUCAAUCAGUUGACGGAAAUGCUUCCCGAACCUCACCCUGAUCGCGAGACGGCAAGUCACCGGCAACAACAAUUGUGCCUGCGCUUUGCUAAUAGUUUGCAGUUCAUGUUUAACGAGCUGCUGUCUGAAAUGGGCGAAUCAUUCGAAAACGCCAUCUUCGGCGGUGUCGCCAAUCUAAGUGCACAUCCUCUUGACAUAUACCGCUUCAGUGGCUCAACCAACGGCGCCGCACUUCUGGCAUCGAAUAUAAAAUGGCCUAUCCUUAAGCCGAGCACAUGGGCGUCGCACUCGAUUCGCAUCGAUUUGGAGUAUCCGUAUACCUAUGAGAGUUCGCCGGUGCCAGCUCUGUACACAUGCGCCACGACGACGAAAGAAUUCUGGGAGUCUACUGUUGCGAAGUAUGGCAGCGACGCGCUCCGAAUGCCCCGAGUAUUUGAUACCCGUGUUACGACCGGCUUCGAUGUCUCGUGCGUGCCCGCAGCCUGGAACCAUGACUUGAAGACCAAUGCUUCACUCGAGCGGCCGCUGAAGCAAAUGGCUCGUCGGAUACAGUAUCGAAGGAAGCAAUACGAAGAGUGGCGCCCGUGGUAUAAGGAGGCUUACGAAGAAUGGCGAAACUCUCCCUACGGCAACGUGUGGAAUAGGUUCGACCUAGAAAAGGUGCUCAACAAGCAUCUCGUGGGUCGCACAUUCGCAGACGAGCGGGACAUUGCGGAUAUCAUUUCGACUUGGUCGAACCCUCUCGUCUGGCCAAACGCCGGCCCAGAAGAGCUCCCAUGGCUCUUGGAUAGUCACGACAUGAUCGACAAGAGCAACUGGUUCUACCGUGCCAUGUGCAUGCUGAUUACAGCGGUACUCCCCAUCCGUUUCAAGCCGCUUCACGUGAACCCGCGAAAAGGCCACAUGCCGGAGCUGGUGAAGAACCCCUGGACUGUUCGACCCUCGGUGCUGGAAGGCCAGCCGGAAGAGCAGCGCGCCUUUCUUAACAGCAUUGCCGAUUCGGCGUACCGCGAAUCAGAUCCGAUUGAGAACACGGCAGACUUCGUGCUCAACUUUCCAGGUCACAAACUUGACGGGGAGCAAGGCAAGGAGCCCUACAGCAUCAAGGACCCCCGAUCGCCCCGAGCUCUCCGAAGACACUUUCUCCACGAAGCGGCUGGCUAUUUCAAGAUAUACGAGAAUCUCAGUGCGGCGCCGCUGGGCCUCAAAGAAGCCUUUGAGGCAGCCCUCAAGGACGUCGCGGCGCAGGUCGGCAACCUCGCUGACCCUGAUGUCAACAGAGAGGGCACAUGGCUCAAUCUCAACUUUGCCAUGCCUGGAUACACUCGCGCGACGCAAAAGACUUGCCUGUACAACACCAUCGAGCAGUACCGCCCCAUCUGGGGUCGUGACGCGGAUCCAGACCCGGUUGACACGAGCCUGCCCACCUGGGCGCAGAUGGUCGACGUGAUCGCGCCCCUUGAGGACAAGCACCGCGUUAUGUAUCAGUGGAUGCCGGCGGACAUUUUGGAGCAGAACAGUGGAAACGGUAGAGAAGUAUGCAUCAUUGAACGCCGUACCGUCUAUCUAGUCUGCUUUUGGGACGCCGUCAAGCCGCCAGAGAGAAGCCCGCUGCAUGAUGAGUAUUAUGGCUGGGUCAGAUUAGGGCGACCAAUUCCGCUGCAGCACGGCGAUCUAAUGCUGGACAUGCAUGUAUCGAACAACAACGGGCAAUUUGAUCCGGAAGCGUUGAUAGGGCGAUUCAUACCAGAGUAUCGAGAGCACGAGGUGGCCAUGCGUGAUGGACAGGAUGGCCAGCCGUUCUGGAUUGUUCUUGAACGGAACAUUUUUGACAUUACAAACUGGACCUCUCCGAUCAUGACCGAUGAAGGCCAAAUACCACUGCAUACACUGCUGCGAAGUGUGCCGGGCGGGAGCCCUGCACACAAAGUCAUCAUGAGCCAAUACGAUCUUUCGGAAGUGAGAAGCAGCCUCUGGGAAACCAGAGUCGGUACAGUCUGGGCGGGCGAGAUGCCGAAGACGCGUACCUUUAACGUCUACACUAGGCGUGAGGUGGCAGCCCAUCGAUACCUCGACAAAGAAUGCCCCCUUGGUGCCUACAUCAUCAUUUGGAACAAUGUCUAUGACGUGACAGAAUGGGCGCGUCUGCAUCCGGCAGGCAUCCAGCUGAUUGCGCCGCACGUGGGAAAGGAUGUAUCGGACAUCUUUAGAGAAAACCACAAUUUUCUUGCCAUAUUGAGUGCCAUCGAACAUCUUCGCAUCGGCCGCAUCGUACCCGAGCACGACCCUGAUACAAGGGUUCCGCCUCACACGUUUGCGCAUCACGACACACUCAUAUCCUUCCAGCCAGAUUGGAUCCAAGAUACAGCUCGUGGCGAAGUCUAUCGAAGCCUUUGGAACGACCACAGCCCAUGGACCAUAGACGACGAAGGCAUCUUCGCGGAUCGACACCUCUACAGCCUCGAAAAGAGGAGAGUGAUCGAGACAAUGAGGGGGUCGAUGGAGCUCAUCACGCACAAGAUCCGCAGGCCCCCGUUCGAGGACGUGGCGCAAAUGUUGCCCGCCAUUUUGGAAGACUUCAAUGGCCAAAGGAUCGACGAAUGGACCCUCGCAUUGGCCUUUGUUGCUGUCGAUGAGUGGGUGUAUGACGUGACAAACGUCAUGAGAUAUGGUAUUGAGGAAGAAAAGGCCAAGCUCAGCCCGUGGGUAGGUCGUGUCAUUGACGACGAAGAAAUCAGGAACUGGGUGAUCGAAACCUUUGAGUUUGCCGUCGUUGCGCAGCUGGUCAACGAAAUUACCGAGGACCCUGACCAGUGCGAGAACUGGGACCCGAGGAUACCAGAUCACAACCCCGAUCAGAUUUAUAAAAAACUCAUCAACCUCGUCACUUCGUCAGAGGCAAAGCCAAAGAAGAGGAAGCGUGAAGAGGAAAACACAACGGAGACGACAGAAGAUCUGAUUGCGCCAAUCAAGAGGCCCAAGCUAGAUUCAGAGGGAAGCGAUGCGUCGGACGAUAGCUUUGCGAGAUACUUUGAGCCGCCAGCAGAUGAUCCGGACUCUGAUGUCCCCCUGUGGGGGCAAGCGAUGAUAGCCCGACCUUCCCUUACUCCGGGUGACGGGGGCGAUGAUAGCGAACCACCGAAUGAGCGUCCAACGGAGCGCAAUGAUCCCUGGAACAGAGAAGCCAAGGCUCCAAAUCGUUCGUCGUCUUCUUCGCCCGGACGUGCUAGUCGACGGACAGCUUCAGGCCGUGCAGGAGGCAGCGGGCCAAGGGGUUCGGGCAGCAGAAGCCCCCACGCGUCGUCACCAGGCCCCUCGAGGUCUCGCACACCAGACUUUGACCCCCUGGAUAUCAUCGAUCAGCGGGCCCUCCAAAACAGCCUGCGACACAGACUCAACACGCUGGCCGAGAGAUCCAAGAUCGCCAAGCCCGCUCAACGACGAGGCGCACGGCGCGCCCAAGCCGAAGCGUCUCGCAGCUCGCCCGGGUCGAGCCGGAGCAACACCACGACGCCCGAGAAAGGCCGCACGAGCCCCGAGAAGGCUCGACCAGACCCCGAAACGCCCACCCGCGGGCCCGCGAGACGCGCCCCGGCGCAGCAGCCGCCCGUGUACAGCGAGGAGCCCCGCGAGAAGCUGCCGGCGGCCGGCGAGGGCUGGCUCAGCGAGAGCGAGAAACGUCGGCGCGCCGUUGACGAGGUGCUCUACCGCGAGCAGGCGCCCGCGCCGCGUAUCGUGGCCGGGACGGCGCGCCCCAUGGGUGCCGCGGAGAUAAGUAUGAUGCGGCGUGCCGUGAUGCAGGUUGACACCGAUCGCGAGCGCAUGAUGCAGUGGAAGGACACGCGGGAGACCAAGCAGAUCCGACCUUCGCUCGACGCCCUGACCAAGCUGGCGGUCGACCGCGAGGAGGAGCGAAAUAUCGAAAUGGAGGAGGGGAGGAGAGCGGAAGUAUGGCUGGCGGAACAGGUGGAGAAGGCAAAGGCCAACUUGGCCCAGGGACCCGAGAUACCGACGAACCCGCCCACGAGUGAACCCGCCGUCCCGGCGCCGUCUAUGCCUCUUCCCAUCGUGGGCGGCCCGAGGCCCUCCCCCUCGGAUGCGCCCGCGCAGGAGAAGCUCGCGCUGCAGAGGCUUGCGCAGGGAAGUCUGGCGGCGGCGAAGCUCGAGCAGGAGACGGAAGAAUACCAACGGCUCUGCGUGGUCCUCAACGGCAGCAUCCCACAGCUGGGAGCCCCCUUCACCUUUGCCAGCAAGGAAGAGCGCGCCCGCGAGAAGGCCAACCUCACUGCCAGGCUCGAGGAAGAGACCGCAGUCAGGACACAGGGUCCCGCCAAGGGUCCAAAGACUACGCAACAUGAUCCGGCGCGGGCAGCGGCACGGCGGGCUCUCGAGAAGAGGGCCGCGGCUGAGAUUUCCGACUUCGAGGCUAGAGGCCUCAGGGGACAGCUGCAGCCGCAGGAGAUGAUCCCCGUGCUCCGUGAGCGGUUCCGCCGAGAGAUCCUCAGACGGACGCCACAGUACAAUAUAGGCCUUCGCGGUCACAUGGAACGAGCAUUGUCACGGGUGAAUCUCGCCGACUAUAGGCCGAGGGUUAGCACCUACGUGCACAAUGAGGAGGAGGAAGACAUUUACGGCCCGUCGUAG